AUGUCUCUCUUACUCAUCCACGGUAAAUGGAACAGCGAUUUACUUCCCACGAACAAUGAACAAAACAAAGUACAGCUGGUCCAUCUAUCGGAAUGUAUUCCUCCUUCUAGUCGAGUUGUGAAAAUGGCUUUCGGAAUUUAUCAAGCAAUAUUUGUGACAGACAACAAUGAAAUUUUCAUCGCUGGAACAAGCCUACCUCGGAAUGAAGCACAAAACCAAUCAUCAUCCAAACCGAAUUUACAAUUUAUUACUCCUUCUGCUCACUUGCCAUCAUUCAACCAUCAAAAUGCGAGUACUUUUCAUUAUUCAUCAUUACAACAUGACAAUUCAUUUCACAAUCAUAGUAUGGAUACUCUCUGCUUCUCACCGACUUGUUACUUUCCAUUCGCUCAAGUCAAUCAUCCAUAUUUAGAACAAUCAUUAAUUUCGAGUCCAUUGAUUGCUUGUGGACCUGAAUUUGGAAUCUUUUCAUUGAGCACUGUAUCGAGAAGAAAUGUUGUAAGAAAUGUUGGACUUCACGGAGGAGCUGUUAAUGGUAACAACAACUCUUCUGUGAGAAGUAAGGAAAUUAAUUCUCGAUCCAAUCCCAAUAUGGAAAAUAAUAUUUCACAUUACAUGUUUACUUUUGGUUGGGAUAGCAAAAAAGUGUUUCAACCAAGUAUUCGAAAUUCUCAUGAUGAAUUUGGAGGAUUAUUGUUACAUCAUUUUCUGAUUGAAGAAGUUCCACAAGAUUUUUCGAAUUUGAAAAUUUCUGAAUUAGUCUGCGGAGGAGAUCAUUGGUUUACAAUCUUUGAGGAUAGAAAGACAGUGAUUGGUAAAGGUUAUAAUGCGUAUUUUCAAUUAGGAUUAGGUCACAAUAAGGAUGUGAAAAAGAUGUGUCAAAUUCCAAUGAUGGAAGGUGUCACGAUCGAGAAGGCAUCUUGUGGAUUGUAUCAUUCUGUAUUCAUUACAAGAAAAGAUGUAUCUUCUCAUCGUUCCAAAAGCACGCUUCAAGUUAUCGUUUGUGGAAACAACCUUGCAGGACAACUUGCUGUGAAAAACCAUUCAAAAAUUCACAAUUUUCAAGAAAGUCCUUCUUGGAGCCGAAUUGUGCAAUCGGAGGGAAUAAUUCAUUUAAAAUGUGAAUAUCAAUCGACAUGGAUCAUGACUGAAAAUGGCAACCUGUAUGCUUGUGGCUACCUUCCAAUUUCCGAUCCAAAUCUAAGCUCUGAAAGUUCCACAAUUGCAAAGGCCAUCAAACAACGAGUGUUCGAUCCUGUACGAUUCAAAGCUCCCUCUUCCUCACCUCUCAGCAAUUGUACCAUGAGUGCCACCUGUCGAAAAUCAUCACUCUUGGCCUGUGGAGGAUUUCACACACUGGUUGCCAAUCAUCGAAUGGAUUCUCUUAUUGGAAUUGGAGAUAACACAAGUCAUCAAAUGAGAAAUUCCGAAGAAUUUUAUGGAACCAUUCCUCACGGUGAUGCUUUUGUGGAAAAUUCCAGCAAUACCUUGUAUUUUCACAAAUCGUAUCAAACAAGUAGUACACGAAGGAAUCAAAAGUUUUGCACAUUUGAACAUCCAGAACAAUCUCCUUAUUCUUCGAAACCUCCUCAAUUUCGAUAUUACCACAUUUGUGGAGUUUAUGGAUCAAGAGAUUGUUCAGUGAUUCACUUGGAAAGAAUUGCAACAUUCACGACAAGCAUUUGGGAGGAAAUGAAGAGACACUAUGAUGAAGAAGGUAGAAAUAAUGGAGGAACACUCAGGAUGGAUGCUCAUCAUUUCUAUUUGUGUGACAUUUCUAUUCACACGAAUUAUUAA
Naegleria lovaniensis is the source of this 1797-nucleotide messenger RNA. RefSeq lists its product as uncharacterized. The transcript has 2 exons. NCBI's taxonomy places the organism in Eukaryota, Heterolobosea, Eutetramitea, Acrasida, Naegleriidae. Bases 1 to 1797 code for a protein of 598 amino acids. The record is from RefSeq and is a predicted model, not a curated record.